Molecule: messenger RNA, 1683 nt
Organism: Acinonyx jubatus (cheetah)
Lineage: Eukaryota; Metazoa; Chordata; Mammalia; Carnivora; Felidae
Gene: MTIF3
Product: mitochondrial translational initiation factor 3
Exons: 7
Coding region: 231-1127 (298 amino acids)
Biological process (GO): mitochondrial translational initiation; ribosome disassembly
Cellular component (GO): mitochondrion
Molecular function (GO): ribosome binding; translation initiation factor activity
Source: RefSeq, a predicted model, not a curated record
CGCGGGCCGAAGCCCCGCCCACUACGGAGGGCGAAGAGGGCCUCCCCGCGAGGGCCGUUCCCCGGCUUCUUCUGCCAGACCUACAAUCGUCGGCCCGGCACAGCUGGCAUUCUCCUCUAACGAAGAGCUUUUCCUUCACCAACUGGGGAUGAUUACUGAUUAUAGUUCUUCCUAAAGAGCUUAUUUUGAAGGAAUGUGUACCUGUUCAGCUUUGCUGACGUAAAGCCAAAAUGGAGCUCGUAUUGGAGCUUAAUUGCUGUGUAAAUCCAGGAAAUUUGAAACUCUCUAAAAUGAUGGCCACUCUUCUUCUAAAGAGGCUAACGUUGCAUACCGUGAAGACUGGAAAUAAUUGCAUUAGAUGUCCUGGUACAUACACCCUGCACCAGACCGCACCAGCACGGCCGUCCUUCCGAGCUUCUGGCCCGAGACUGUCCUGCCCGAUUCACGCAAAAGCUUUCGGUACUGUUGCAGACACCCAGGACGAGAGGAAGAAGAAAAAGAAGAAUGAACCAGCUCUUAGCAACAUCGGAAGAAAAAUUCACGAGCGGGUUAUUCACGUGCUGGAUGAGGCGGGCAACGACUUGGGCAACAUGCACCGAGCAGACGUGAUCAGGCUCAUGAACGAGCGGGACCUGAGGCUCGUGACAAGGGACAGCGGCGCGGAGCCCCCGCAGUACCAGCUCCUGACGGGGGCACAGAUCCACGAGGAGCGCCUGCGACUCCGGGAGCUGGGAAAGGCCCACCCGAAACCCGGCCCUACCCUGACAAAGGAGCUAACUUUUUCUUCAAAUAUUGGACGACAUGAUUUGGACACAAAGAGUAAACAGAUUCAGCAAUGGAUUGAGAAAAAAUACAGAGUUCAAAUUACUAUAAAGAAAGGGAAGAACGUAGAGCCAGAAAAUAAAAUGGAGGAGAUAUGUAAUCAAAUACUCCACACUAUGCCCGGAAUAGCUACCUUCUCAACCCGCCCACAACCUGUUAGGGGAGGGAAAGCUGUAAUGUGUGUUCUUCGUCAUUUAAGCAAAAAGGAAGAGAAUGCACAUGGAGAAACCCAAGGAGCCCAGAAAGAGGACCCUUUGAACAAAGAAAAUGGAAACAACAGAGAAUCAGAUGUUGUGCAUCCGUGAUUUUAAUAAAGGAAAAUGUGCUUCUGGGAGGAAAGAACUGAGCUGGCUGGUCUGUGGUCCUUUAAGCAAAGCAAUCUGGUGUUCAGUUGAGGGAGGAAUGUAUCCACUGAGACGAGAGGCCAAACUCCGUUUUUCACGAGACGGUUUUACCUUUGGAAAUAAGAAAGCGAGACAAUGAGAACGCAGAAUCAAACUAUCCAACUAACCUAAUAGCUGUACCCCCCAACAGGCACCCAGCACCCCCUUAGAAGAAAGUGAAGCCCAGCGAUCGCGUUCCCAGUAGAGUAGUUCACACAGCAGUGACGAGCCGAAAGUACCCGAGACUGCAUCCGGCUGGGGCACUUUGGGUUUAAAACCCACAGCGGGCCCCAGUUAACUUACUUUGAGGUUCAUUUUCUUCUUGUCAGGGUCAUGCACAACAGCGUGCCUAGUGAGACUUUGCUACGAUGAAGGGAAAAGAAAAAGUUAUGUUUUUGAAACGCUGCCAUUUGGGUGCCUAUUAAUAUGAGAACUUCACGAGUUCUUUAAAUAAACUGUCGACCUUCUUUCUGUUACA